AUGGACACAAGUGAUAGAAGUAUGGAUUAUGAUAAAAAUUUUAUUAAACAACAAAAAGAGAAAAAAAAUCAUUUGGCAAGUCGAGUAAAUAAAUUUCAAGAAAUAGUCAAUCAAAUAGCACAUCGAGGUCAGGAAAUUAAAGAACAAGUUUUGGAAGAAAUGAAACAAUUAUGUCAUGUUAUUCAAACCAAUGGUCAGCAACAAGAUGGAACUAUAACAAUUAAAUUUGGUGAUUUAUUCGAAAUUUAUGCGAACAUUUCGGAUAAAUUAGUUGGUGUAUUAUUGAAAGCUCGUAAACAAGGUUAUUUGACUUUUAAAGGCGAAAUGUUAUUGCAACAUAGAGAUGAAGAUGUUCCUAUUCAACUUGUUCGUUUGCCUUAA
Molecule: messenger RNA, 381 nt
Organism: Rotaria sp. Silwood2
Lineage: Eukaryota; Metazoa; Rotifera; Eurotatoria; Philodinida; Philodinidae
Source: the annotation of a GenBank genome assembly